AUGUCUGAGUUAUUGAUCAAGAAAGUGCUUCAAGACAAAGGCCAAGAUACAGAAGAUCAAAUACAGAAUGAUGGAGGUGGUGAUCAAGUGGCAACAUCUGAUGAACAAACAGCUGCUGCUAUUGCAAGUGUAACGGGUCAAGUACCUUCCAAUCUUGCUGAUCCAUCUAAUAUACAGUAUCGCUUUCAUACAGACGGUAAUGGACAAAGUCAGGUGACAUACAGAGUUGUUCAGGUAGAAGGAGAAGGGAAUGCUGGGAAUUCUGUUGUCACCACAACUUCUUUUCCUCAGGGACAGCAAACAGUGACACAAGUUAAUGAGGCAGUAAUACCAAGUCCAUACAGCAAUGGUAACAGUCCAAGCAAUGACAAUCAGGCAGGUGAGACGCGAUUUACCUAUUUCCCUGCACCGGCAUCUGACGCUUCAACCACCGCACAGUCAGAGGGCUCCCUCACACAAGCUGCCGGAGGUCAGUUCUAUGUAAUGAUGUCACCACAAGAUGUGCUGUCAAGUGGAGCCCAGCGAAGCAUUGCUCCUAGAACACACCAGUACAGUCCUGGUAAAAUAGAUGGCACUAGAACAGCUAGAGAUGAAAGAAGACGAGCCACACAUAAUGAAGUUGAAAGGAGACGAAGAGAUAAAAUAAAUAACUGGAUUGUGAAGCUAUCAAAACUUGUCCCAGAGUGUGGACAAGACCACUCUAAGCAGGGACAAGUGGGUGGG
Molecule: messenger RNA, 723 nt
Organism: Saccoglossus kowalevskii
Lineage: Eukaryota; Metazoa; Hemichordata; Enteropneusta; Harrimaniidae
Product: upstream stimulatory factor 2-like
Biological process (GO): regulation of transcription by RNA polymerase II
Molecular function (GO): RNA polymerase II cis-regulatory region sequence-specific DNA binding; DNA-binding transcription factor activity, RNA polymerase II-specific; protein dimerization activity
Source: RefSeq, a predicted model, not a curated record